Messenger RNA from Trichomycterus rosablanca, 2231 nucleotides. It is a transcript of the gene pax3a, whose product is annotated as paired box 3a. Bases 1 to 1467 code for a protein of 488 amino acids. Gene Ontology annotation, molecular function: RNA polymerase II cis-regulatory region sequence-specific DNA binding; DNA-binding transcription factor activity, RNA polymerase II-specific. The transcript has 9 exons. NCBI's taxonomy places the organism in Eukaryota, Metazoa, Chordata, Actinopteri, Siluriformes, Trichomycteridae. The record is from RefSeq and is a predicted model, not a curated record. Gene Ontology annotation, biological process: anatomical structure development; regulation of transcription by RNA polymerase II.
AUGGCCGCCUUAGCAGGGGGCAUUCCCAGGAUGGUGCGCCCAACGCCACCACAAAACUACCCAAGAGGCGCGUACUCCCUUGAAGUUUCCACGCCGCUGGGACAGGGCCGGGUGAAUCAACUCGGCGGUGUUUUCAUUAACGGGCGCCCGUUACCCAACCACAUUCGCCACAAGAUCGUGGAGAUGGCGCAUCACGGAAUCCGGCCGUGCGUCAUCUCACGCCAGCUGCGCGUCUCCCACGGCUGCGUGUCCAAAAUCCUGUGCAGGUACCAGGAGACUGGCUCCAUCCGACCUGGAGCUAUCGGAGGCAGCAAACCCAAGCAGAACACCACCCCCGACGUGGAUAAAAAAAUCGAGGAGUACAAGAAAGAGAACCCGGGGAUGUUUAGCUGGGAGAUUCGAGACAAGUUGCUGAAAGAUGGCAUCUGUGAUCGGAAUACUGUGCCCUCAGUCAGCUCCAUCAGCCGGAUUCUGCGCUGCAAGUUUGGAGGAAACGGGGAGGAUGAGGAGGACGAUGAUGAAGUUGAAAAAAGAGAGAUGGAGGAAAACGAAAGACGGGCAAAACACAGCAUCGAUGGCAUUCUUGGAGACAGAUCAAGUCAUUCAGACGAGGGCUCGGAUGUGGACUCGGAGCCGGGGCUUCCACUAAAGAGGAAACAGCGUCGCAGUCGGACGACGUUCACCGCCGAGCAGCUGGAGGAGCUGGAGAGAGCGUUUGAGCGCACGCAUUACCCCGACAUCUAUACUAGAGAGGAGCUGGCUCAAAGAGCCAAACUCACUGAGGCUAGAGUGCAGGUGUGGUUUAGCAACAGACGGGCUCGUUGGAGAAAACAGGCAGGAGCCAAUCAGCUGAUGGCCUUCAAUCACUUAAUUCCUGGAGGAUUCCCACCAUCAGCCAUGUCGAGCCUUCAACCCUAUCAGUUAUCAGACAGUCCCUACCCUGCCACAUCCAUCCCACCAGCAAUGUCAGAGCAGACCAGCACAGUGCACAGGCCCCAGCCUCUUCCCCCUACUUCAGUGCACCAAAGCGGACUAGCUACAGCACCAGGAACCCAAGAAGCCGGUUCAGCCUACUGCCUCUCCUCAGGACGCCACGGCUUCUCGGGCUACUCGGACAGCUUUGUUGCUGCAUCGAGCCACUCUAAUCCGGUCAACCCUACCAUCAGCAAUGGCCUCUCAUCACAGGUGAUGGGUCUCUUAAAUGCAGGCGGCGUGCCUCACCAGCCCCAGGGAGACUUCUCCCUCUCUCCUCUCACCGGUCCUCUGGAGCCCAGCGCCGGCAUGGCUGCCAGCUGCCACUCGUCACAAAGACUGGAGCCUCUGUCCGGGCUGGCCAGCAUGCCCUCCCUGCCCAACUCUCAGUCCUAUUGCCCACCCAGCUACAGCUCGCCAGCCUACAGCGUAGACCACAUGGCACCUUACCAGUACGGCCAGUACGGGCAAAGUAAGGUGCCUUUCAUUAUCUGAAACCCAACAUCAGCUGAGAAGAAACUCAAGCAGGAGAAGAGAGGACAAAGUACCGGACGGUUAAGACAAACCACCUGCUUUUCAGCUAUUCUCCUGACCUAUGACAUCUGCUUUCAGCUCCAUGCCUUCCUACGACCCCCCCUUGGCAUCAGGACCAUUCCACUCCAGCUGCGCCGCAAACCAAGCCGGGUUGGUUCCCAUUCGGAGUGAUUUAGGCUCUGCACUUUGGUUCAUUGUGGAUAAUUAGGACCAAAAAGCCCUCUGUGGUGAGGGCUCCACGGCAUGCCUUCCAACUUCCGAGCUUACUCGACCACUCCCAAAGAGCGCCACGUAAGCAACGAAGUGAAGCAAGACAUGGACAACAGAAGAAAAAAGGACUUCUUAGGACUAUAAAAAUGCAAAAUGAACUUGAAGACUUGUGUAUUUAACCUGAAAUUAACAGCAGGGAAACGUGUAGCACCGGGCAGUCGCCUGUCUGAAUGACAUUAUGUAACAUCAUGAUAGUGUGUUGUUUAUAUUGUAUUGUGUUUUUUUUUUUAGAUAAGGGCUCGUUUUUUUGUACGGAGGUGUAUAAUUGUUUGUCAUUGACAUUCCCAUGAACAGUAAAAUAAAUGAAGCAGUACGAGUUGGGCCCAGCGACGAGAGAAAUUGAGAAUCGGUCGGCUGGUAUGCACUUGUGUCUGAUGGCAUCUUAGGGAUACCAGGACAGAUUAUGACCAGUAUUUUAUUGUAUUCGAUGAUAUCAGUAUGAAAAAAUGGGGACU